AUGUCACUCGAGCCUCAGUUCAACGAUGGAGGGUUUCACGAUGAUGUCGCUUUUGCGAUUCCUCCAAAACCAUCUUUAUGUUCACAACAAGUUUCCUUGCUCCAACAACCUGCACAUAAACUGUUUGACAAAUUGUCACCAAGACCAAGAUUCUCCCACACGCAUACAAUGUUUGCAAAAGUAGAUGGGUUCCUUCCCCCUUCAUCACCAAAGCUAGAAAUGAAGCUUUUACAACUUGGUAUUGCCCUCUCCAUUUGUCACAUACAACAAGGGAGCUUCAUCAUUACGAAAGAAGACAAGAAAUGUAGAAAACAUGCUCUCAAUCCGUCAUCGGACCACUGCCAAAACUACGUGAUCGCAGUGUUUCUACAGAAGGUCUUCCAUCUGUUAUCACAACAUGUUUAG
Molecule: messenger RNA, 405 nt
Organism: Vicia faba (fava bean)
Lineage: Eukaryota; Viridiplantae; Streptophyta; Magnoliopsida; Fabales; Fabaceae
Source: the annotation of a GenBank genome assembly